Molecule: messenger RNA, 762 nt
Organism: Aspergillus japonicus CBS 114.51
Lineage: Eukaryota; Fungi; Ascomycota; Eurotiomycetes; Eurotiales; Aspergillaceae
Product: kinase-like protein
Exons: 2
Coding region: 1-762 (253 amino acids)
Biological process (GO): protein phosphorylation; regulation of mRNA processing; spliceosomal complex assembly
Molecular function (GO): ATP binding; protein kinase activity
Source: RefSeq, a predicted model, not a curated record
AUGGACGAUCUAUACCACCCUGAGGUAGAUGUUGAAUAUCUUGAGGAAUAUGUGCCUGGCGGAUACCACCCAACUCUGAUCGGAGACCGCUUUGGUAGCGGCCGCUAUACUGUCGUUCACAAGCUUGGGUUUGGUGGAUAUUCAAGCAUCUGGCUCGCGCGGGAUCAGCAACGCCAGCGCUAUGUAUCGCUAAAGAUACUGACUGCGAGAGCAUCAUCAGAUAGCCGCGAGGGGGACGUCCUUGAACACUUGAUGAAGAGUGACCUUGCUCAUGUUAUUCCGCGGCUACUGGACCAAUUCUCGUUCCACGGUCCAAACGGACAUCAUCGGUGCUUGGUCGGAGAACCUGCGGGAGGUAGUAUUGCUAAGGCUAAGGAGGACAGCACAAAUCUCAUGUUUCCAGUGGACGCUGCUCGAUCUAUCGCCGCCCAGCUCCUCUUAGGGCUGUCUUAUUUGCAUGCAACCGGGGAGCGCUUCGGCGAACCCUUCGCGGUUCCUAUCCGGCGCGUAGAUGGAAAGCCCGGGGACCCCCACGCACCGCCGCAUGCCAUCUAUCCCAUGGCGUUGGGCAUGCCCGCCAACGAGCUGGAUGACCCCGAAAUCAUCAUCUCGGAUUACGGAACGUCCUUUCUUGUGGCACGGAGACCCUCGCCGACUCUUCACACCCCCGGCCCUCUACUCCCCACCCGAAGACCUCUUCAACGAGCCCAUCCUUCAGCCCACCGCGGCCGAUAUCUGGACCCUCGGCGUCGACUUGUAUGA